Messenger RNA from Ctenopharyngodon idella (grass carp), 5530 nucleotides. It is a transcript of the gene pik3cb, whose product is annotated as phosphatidylinositol-4,5-bisphosphate 3-kinase, catalytic subunit beta. Gene Ontology annotation, molecular function: 1-phosphatidylinositol-4-phosphate 3-kinase activity; 1-phosphatidylinositol-3-kinase activity. The coding region runs from base 660 to 3860 and encodes 1066 amino acids. The record is from RefSeq and is a predicted model, not a curated record. Gene Ontology annotation, biological process: phosphatidylinositol-mediated signaling; phosphatidylinositol-3-phosphate biosynthetic process; cell migration. Gene Ontology annotation, cellular component: cytoplasm; phosphatidylinositol 3-kinase complex; plasma membrane. The transcript has 24 exons. NCBI's taxonomy places the organism in Eukaryota, Metazoa, Chordata, Actinopteri, Cypriniformes, Xenocyprididae.
UCAUCCUAGUGGAAUGCGUCAGUUGAGUGAGUGAGAGAGAGAGAGUCAUGCAUGCAGUUCGCCGGGCCUAGUCUGCGUGGAGAUAUUUACACGACGUUAAAAACAUUCCAGACUGCCUAAGUUGUUGUUAUCGUAUUACAUUAUGUCUAUUUCCGGGUGAAAUCACGGCUCAGAAGUUCGGGUGUCUGUGAACUGUUGACAAAAUAGCGGUUACGUGUGGAAAGGGAGGGAGUGCGAAACUGCAAACAGGGAAAAAAAAAUCGAGCGAUCGCUUGUUUCACUCAGCCUGCUGAAAGAAGCAGGAAGCGGACUAGAGCUGUUCACCUCUCGAAUGAAAGACUGCAUUGGACACUUGAUGGAGAAGAACGCUCUGCUUUUGCCUUCUUACUGUGAUUGAAACCUGCCCGGUGUUUUGGAGUUCAACCCGAGCCACAUACAGUUAACUUUGAACAUUCAGUUUCCGUGAAUCCAACAGAACUGGCGUCGGACAUUCCAUUCCAGUGGAAUAAUCUGUUCUAAAGAUGCAGCAUCCUCUUCAUCCCAUCAUGGAGCCGGCUGAGAAAUAAGAGACUGCACAGACAGGAGGAGAAGGCACUCUGACAGACCAGAGUACAAGGACUCCACUGUUCCCAUGGUUUGGCUCCAGCGUGCUCUCUGCCAUGCCUCCCGCCAAGACAGAUCAGCUGGACUUGUGGGCGGAGUCAGGGAUGGAUGGAGACGACCAGGUGAUGGUGGACUUCCUGUUGCCCACUGGAAUCUAUAUCCAGAUGGAGGUUCCUCGCGAGAGCACCAUCCAACACAUCAAACUGCUGUUAUGGAAGGAGGCGCAGACAUACCCUCUCUUCUCAUUGCUGGGGGAGAUGGAGGGUCACAUGUUCGAGUGUGUGAACCAGGCAGCAGUGCACGAGGAGCUGGAGGAUGAGACCAGGCGUCUAUGCGAUGUGCGACCAUUCCUGCCUGUCCUCAAACUGAUCACACGCAACUGUGGACGUGCAGAGCGCCUACUAGACUCUAAGAUCGGAGUCCUCAUUGGGAAAGGUCUUCACGAGUUGGACGCCCUGCAAGACCAGGAAGUGAAGGACUUUCGUUCCAAAAUGAAGCGAAUCAGCGAAGAGAAAAUGCACCAAAUGCAGAUGAUGUCGUGGGGGGAGUGGCUUCGGAGCUGUUACUCACCUCAGCUGGAGACAGGGUUAUUGGAGAAUUUGUUUGAAAAGCAUGAGGGCGUCAUCAAAAUUACCAUGCACUACGACCAGUCACAGGACACAGCUAGCCUGAAAGUGUCAUUGCAUUGUACAGUAUCUGAACUAAUGGACCAGGCUCUAAAGAAAUGGCAGACCACUCAUGGCCCAGAGGAAGAUAUUGGUGCCCGUAGCGAUUAUGUGCUGCGUGUCAGCAGCAAACUUGAGUUCCUCUUUGAAGAUCACCCUCUUAAUCAGUACAAAUACAUUAGGGCUUGUUUGUUGGCAAAUGAGAACCCUCAUCUGACAAUGGUUCACUGUAGCGUUGUGAAGGCCAUGUUUGAGAAGGAAAUCAGCACCAUUGGAUCAGUGCUUGCGCGGAAGACUUCGAACCCUCCUCUACCACUGCCCCCGAAGAAGAGACAGCCAACGCAGUUACAUACGUGUGUUUGGAAGGUUCAUUCUUUGUUCAAAAUUAACCUUGUGAAAGGUAACAAGGUGAACGCUGACGAUGCUGCUAAGAUCCAGGUUCGAGCAGGGCUGUUUCACGGUACAGAGCUGUUGUGCAAGACAGCGGUCAGCAGUGAGAGCAGCAGUCGAUCUGAACAUGUGUGGAACAAAACACUGGAGUUUGACAUUGCUGUUUGUGACUUGCCGCGGAUGGCCCGCCUCUGUUUCGCCAUUUACGCCGUCAUGGACAAAGUGAAGAAACAGAGAUCCACCAAGAACCCCCAGAGCAAAUACCAGACUAUCCGCAAGGCAGGGAAAGUGCACUACCCAAUAGCAUGGGUGAACACGAUGGUGUUUGACUACAGAGGGCAGCUGAAAACUGGUGACAUUAUCCUUCACUGCUGGUCCUCUUUCCCUGAUGAGCUGGAAGAGAUGUUGAAUCCUAUUGGGACGAUUCAGACCAAUCCAUACACAGAGAAUGCCACAGAACUACAUAUAAGCUUUCCAGAAUACUCAACACAACCAGUUGUAUUUCCCGCUUUUGACAAGAUCCUGGAAAAAGCUGCAGAAAUAGCAGGAUCCAGUGAUUCAAUGACAAUGGGUCGUGGGGGUAAGAAGUUUUACAUAGAGCUGAAGGAGAUCAUGGAAAGGGAUCCUCUCUCUCAGCUGUGUGAGAAUGAGAAAGAUCUGAUCUGGACGCUUCGCUACGACUGCAGAGAAAACUUUCCUCAGUCUCUCCCCAAACUGCUGCUGUCUGUCAAAUGGAGCAAACAUGAAGACAUGGCUCAGCUACAGGCUUUGCUGCAGAUUUGGCCCAAGCUAAGCCCUCGAGAUGCUUUAGAACUCCUGGACUUCAACUACCCCGACCAGUAUGUCAGGGAAUUUGCGGUCAACUGCCUUAGAGAUAUGAGUGAUGAUGAGCUGUUGCAGUAUUUGCUGCAGCUUGUGCAGGUGUUGCGCUAUGAGCCUUACUACGACUGCGCCCUCAGCCGUUUCCUCCUGGAGCGCGCUCAGACCAGCCGCAAAAUCGGGCAUUUCCUAUUCUGGCAUCUCAGGUCUGAAAUGUACAUGCCAGCGGUAUCGGUUCAUUUUGCUCUGAUUUUGGAAGCAUACUGCCGAGGCUGCAUCCCACACAUAGAAGUUCUCAAAAAACAGGUUGAAGCUCUCAGUAAGCUGAAAGCUGUAAAUGAGCUGAUUAAAUUGGCCACCAUAAAAACGAAGGCAAAACAAGCUCAUCUUAAAGAAGCCAUGAUGACAUGCCUUCGACAGACGGGAUUCAUCGAAACUCUUUCCGACCUGCAUUCACCUCUCAACCCCAACUUAUUGCUCGCUGGAGUCAAUGUUGAGAGGUGCAAAUACAUGGACUCUAAGAUGAAACCUCUGUGGAUUGUUUACAAUAACAAGCUGUUGGGAGGAGACACAGUGGACAUAAUCUUCAAAAAUGGAGAUGACCUGAGGCAGGACAUGUUGACUCUACAGAUCUUGAGGUUGAUGGAUCUGCUAUGGAAGGAGGCCAACCUGGACCUCAGAAUUGUGCCUUAUGGCUGCUUGGCGACAGGAGAUCACUCUGGUCUGAUUGAGGUUGUUUCUUCAGCUGAUACCAUUGCGAACAUCCAAAAAACAAGCAGCAACAUGGCCGCUGCUGCCGCUUUCAAUAAAGAUGCGCUGCUGAACUGGCUUAAAGACAAGAACUCUGGAGAUGCUUUGGACAAAGCCAUUGAGGAGUUCACUCUAUCGUGUGCUGGUUAUUGUGUUGCCACCUACGUCUUGGGCAUUGGUGAUCGUCAUAGCGACAACAUCAUGGUUCGCAGUACAGGGCAGCUCUUCCACAUAGACUUUGGUCAUAUCCUAGGAAACUUUAAGUCCAAGUUUGGGAUCAAGCGUGAGCGUGUUCCUUUCAUCCUCACACAUGACUUCAUCCAUGUGAUUCAACAGGGAAAAACAGGCAACACUGAGAAAUUUGGAAAUUUUAGGCAAUACUGUGAGGAAGCAUAUCUGAUUCUGAGGAAGAAUGGAAAUCUGUUCAUCACACUCUUUGCUCUGAUGCUCACAGCAGGCCUGCCAGAGCUUACGUCUGUCAAAGAUAUCCAGUAUUUAAAGGACUCUCUGGCAUUAGGUAAAACCGAUGAGGAGGCCCUCAAACAGUUCCGGCAGAAGUUUGAUGAAGCUCUGCGAGAGAGUUGGACCACCAAAGUCAACUGGAUGGCCCACAUUGUGGCUCACCCUUCAUAAACACUAACAUCUGGCCAAACAAACAUCUCUCUAAACUGAAGUCAGGGUUCACCAUAAAGCACCAUUAAACUGUCUACUACAGUCAAACCAGCUUAUUUAUGAUCUCAGAAAACUGAUGGCCGAAUCGCAUGGAUCUAAAUGAUCUUCAGAGGUCUAGAGUCUGCAGGUAUAAACAAAAAACUCAGCUUCUGCCCCUUUUUGUUGUGUUGAAUAUCAACUGCCUUUGACCAUAGUAGAGCCAUGCAAAACCCUGACUUGACAUUGGAUGUAAAAGCAAGAACUUCAGCAUUUUCUUCCUCCACUGAAAAGUCAAUAAACAAUGAACAACUCCAGUGUGUCCUUCCAGAGAGAAAGAGAAGUUGCCGAACCUUGAAACAACAAGGCAGGUUUUGGCCAUCCAGAAAUGAGAUUUUUUUUUUUUUUGUACAGCCGUGUUUACGUAUCGGGACUUUUGAAAAUGGACCAAUCAGAGCACAAGCUCAGAGGAAGUGCAUCUUAUCAGACCAAAAGGUAUACAUGUGCCUCUCUGCACAAGAAACUUUGUUUGUAUUUGCUUUUGAAUUUUUUUAAACUGUAUGUGCCAGACUACUUUAUUAUGAGAAAUAGUCUUAAAAACACUGGAAUCAUGUUAUAGGUAUAAAUAUUUUAUGAGUUUUAAACGUUGUAAUAGUAAAGCACUGUACCUAUAUCCCACAGUACUACUUGUACAGUAUAGCAGAAAUUGCUGUAAAAUUGAAGAGGCUUCACACACACAUAUUUCAUUGAUCACUUUGAACAAACACUGUGAAGAUCGAGGGCCUUCCCCAACAUCCCUCCUCUCAUGUAGUUUGUUCUGUGGUGCUAGCCAUAAAAUAUAUUCCUCAUCUAAAUGUAAGCACAGCAUUGUAGCCAAACCUGUUGUUUAAUGGUACAUCCCUGAAAAUUUCUCAUUCUUGAUGCCUGUUAUUUUGAGAGUAAUUCACAGAUAUAAACGGGCUUACUACUGUAUAUGCCUGCAUAUCGAAACUCAAGAUUUCAGUGGCCUAUUUAGUCAAAAUAUCUGCACAAAAGACUUAGUAGACCAAAAAGGGUAGCUGUCAUGACGGAGACGGUCUACUGACAGCUCAGACAGUAGUAAUCACUGAUUAAUGCCUAUAUUUUAAAGCACAGACAGUAAUUAUCAAUGUUUUUACUAUUGAUAACCUGCUGUCUCUAGUGCUGCUUUUCUUGUUGGCUGUGUGACUAGAGAUGUAUAGAUGCACUGAGCAUGUUAUUUUUACACUGAAUAUGCGUAUGUGUGAAUGGGAGGAAAUACUGUGUACUGUGAUAUAGUGAGAUUAUUAAGAGCAAUGCAGAGAGUAUAGGACCAACAUUCCAGAGAAUUAUACGUUCAUUUCCUGCGCUGUCAUGGUAUAUGAGAGAAUAAGAGUUAAGAUUUGUGUCUAUCAAAUAAAUUACAAUUUAUACUAGAGCAGGUUGUACUCUAAUGGCCAUCUAUUAGGGGUGUUUUGAUGCCUUGGUGCAAUAUGCAAAUGUAAAUGUGCAACUGUAAACCUAUUAUGAGAGUGUAUGCGUGUGCGCUCGUGCUGCUGUAUGUUACACUGAUGACUUUUGAUUUCACUGAAACGUUUAAUACAGGCUUUCUGCUCUGUCUUGCCCAUUUCAUAGGAAUAAAAGUUGUUUUCAUUGAA